AUGAAAUCAAGUAAUGCUGGUCAAGUAAGGAAGAGCCUAUCAAUUAAGCCUCAUAGCAGCGGCUACUUUGUCUCUCUGACUGUUGUAAACUCCGUGUCAAAUACCAAAGAUAAUUUCAGUGUUCCUGUUACAACUGUUGGGUUUUCUGUGAUGAAGACAGCUUGCAGUUUUGCAUUGCCACACAUUAUGGGCUGGGAUCGUCUAACUAAUCAGAAACCAAGUGAGACAGUAAGUUUUCAACCAAAUCGGCAGUUGGGUGGGACAGUUGGCUUUCAACCGAAGAUGAGCCCACAGAUUUUAGACUUGGAAUGGGAAGAGUGA
Molecule: messenger RNA, 321 nt
Organism: Lathyrus oleraceus (garden pea)
Lineage: Eukaryota; Viridiplantae; Streptophyta; Magnoliopsida; Fabales; Fabaceae
Product: single-stranded DNA-binding protein WHY2, mitochondrial
Exons: 1
Coding region: 1-321 (106 amino acids)
Biological process (GO): defense response; regulation of DNA-templated transcription
Molecular function (GO): single-stranded DNA binding
Source: RefSeq, a predicted model, not a curated record